CUCAAUUGAAUACGUCAAAUAGAAAACAUUCAAAAUUUAUGAUGUCUAAUGAUGUCUAUACAGAUAGUAGGGACAAUUUUAAAUUUAACCAGGGCGAGUAGAAAGAAUAUUCCCCAGUUUUUCAGGAACUUCUCCAAAAAGAAUGAUUAUGAAGACCCUUACCAAUACGUGAAACGCAAACGAGUAUCGAGAAAUGGAGAGGGUUUAGUUUGGAAGGAUCCAAAUUUCGAGCUAUUAGCCUCGACUUCUUCGGUCGACUUCCCAUUUUAUCUUCCUGGAAAUGUAGGCUUGGCAUGGUUUGAUAAAAAAACUACCCUACGAACCCCUCAUCAUAAAUUUGUGAUGAAACAGGUGAAUGGAAAAGACUUGACUGAUGAUAUUACAUGCAGUAUCCAGGAGUGUCCUAAAGUACUCAGACAAACCGUUUAUGAUCUUUUUCCUUCACGUAACUUUGAAACGUCAGAAUUGUCUGUAGUUACGAUUUCUUUAAAGCCGAACCAUAAGCUCAUGAGACAGAACAAAGAGGAGGAAACUGAAAAAUUAGCUCAAACGUUCAUCAUUGCAGCGAAAACAAUUUGUGAUAAGAUACGUAAAGCAGGAUACUGGGCUGAUUUCAUUAACCCUUUCUCAGGUUUGCCUUAUUUAUCCAGAGAUAGAAUAAAUAAUGCUAAACUGUAUGAAUCUAAUGAGAAAUUCAGGUGCUUGGAUUUUCAAAUUUUUGAAAUCGAGCACUGCAAAAUAAUCUCAAAUGAGCUGGAGGGGAAUGGAAAACGAUUUAUAGGCAGUCUGUUCACUACUGCUCCAUGCAUAGAAGAAAAUAUAGUUUCUAUUUUUGUCUGAUAGGUAUUUCAUUUGGUUGUUGAUUGUGUGAAGUACCCAGAAAUAAAAUUAUUUCAUA
This is a messenger RNA of Coccinella septempunctata (seven-spotted ladybird), 898 nucleotides long. Its product is annotated as cobalamin trafficking protein CblD. The record is from RefSeq and is a predicted model, not a curated record. Gene Ontology annotation, biological process: cobalamin metabolic process. Gene Ontology annotation, cellular component: mitochondrion. The transcript has 5 exons. The coding region runs from base 49 to 840 and encodes 263 amino acids. Lineage: Eukaryota; Metazoa; Arthropoda; Insecta; Coleoptera; Coccinellidae.